ACAGGAUAGACCCUCCUCACAAAAACACACACACUCACACUCACACUCACACACAGUGAUCUUGUUGAAGUGGCUUAUCAGUUUACAAAAACUGAUGAUUUUGCCACCAUUAUCUUGAAGUAAGCCAAAAAUGGAUAGUCUAUCCUUAGCCACCACCACAACUGCCACAAACGUUUCAAAAUUUAGAUUCUCUAUCCCUUGUUAUAAAAACCCAAAAUUUUACAGAAACCUUCCUUUCCAUCAUCAUCAUAAAAAAGAUAGGAAAUUUGCAAUCUUUGCUGAUAAAGAUGAAGCAAAUAAUUACAAUCUUGAUAGUUAUGACAAGAUGGAACUUAAGUUUGGUAGACUUAUUGGUGAAGACCCUAAACUCACCCUUGCCAAGAUAAUCGGUAGAAAAACGAACCCUGAAUUGUCUUACUUGGAAAUCGAGAAAUUAUACAACAAGAAGGGUAUGAAAGCCUUUACUGACAUAGAGGAGGUUCCAUUUGAUGUAUCUGAUAUUAGAAAAAAACCAAAUGAUUCACUUGAUGGACUAAAUUUAUCCCGUCCAGUACCCAAGAGAGGAGUCAAAUUUGAAAAAAAUGAUUCGCUUGAUGGACUUAAUUUGAGUCGACCUGUACCCAAAAAAGGAGUCAAAUUUGAAACAAAUGAUAAUAAGCCAGUAGUACCCCAAGUAAAGAGACCAGUCAAGCCAUUAGCGAAGGCUUCCAACAUAGCGAUACCAAGUGUCCCAAAUGUCGAAAUACGGAAACCGACUACUUUUAAAGAAGAUGAUGGUGCUUUCACAGCAACGUUGCAGAGACCAAAUGUAUCAUAUAAAAUAAAUAAAAAAGAGGAAGAAGAAAGGUUUACUGAUAUGGCAAUGGUGAGGAAGCCCGAACCAUACUUGCAAAAUGCCGAAACAGAAAGUUUGGUUGAUGAAAUAGAAAAUCCAAGUGAAAUUACGUAUCAAAUGGAUGUUUCACUUCUUCAAAAGCCUGAGAUCACAUUGGAUCAAGAUGACAAAGAAAGUCCAAAUGGAAUCCAGAUUCAAAAUGAAAAAGAAAGUCCAAGUGAAAUCCAGGUUCCAGCAAAUGUCCCACUUCUUCAAAAGCCUGAGAUCACAUUGGUUCAAGAUGACCAAGAAAGUACAAAUGAAAUCCAGGUUCAAAAUGAAAUAGAGUCUCCAAGUGAAAUCCAGGUUCCAACGAAUGUCUCACUUUAUCAAAAGCCUGAGAUCACAUUGGAUCAAGAUGACCAAGAAAGUACAAAUGAAAUCCAGGUUCAAAACGAAAAAGAGAGUCCAAGUGAAAUCCAGGUUCCAACGAAUAUCUCACUUCUUCAAAAGCCUGAGAUCACAUUGGAUCAAGAUUAUAGCGAUCGCAGUGCAUCAAACUCAGAUAUUGGUGAAAUGAAGAACACCUCAAGAAGUGUUGAUGUAGCUCCCGAGAUGGAAAAUGUGGCACUUGUUGAUCUUGAACCGUCAGAUAACAAUGGGGAUGUGUUGAAGUUGCAAGAUAUUGGUCAAGAGAAUGAUAUAACAGGAUCACAGCCCCAUGAGCAGACAGAUAUCGGUGUUUCCGAUGCAGGUACUGAUCCUGAUAUAGCAGCUACUUUGAGAGGACCACCUAAAAGGUUAGAUCAACCUGUUAAAGAUACAUCAAAGGUUAACAAUAGGGUUUUCAGUCCUUCGACUCCAGUACCAGAUGCAAAUACUAUGGAGAGUGAAAAGUUGCCUACAAUACCGGUUUUCAAGGAGCGUGAAGAUAUCGACUGGAAAAGAGCUGAAGAUUUGAUCAAGACGGCAGGAAGAGAAGAAGUGGAACUCAUAAACUCUAGCACCCGGGGGUUUGUUGCAUCUUUUGGUUCUUUGAUCGGGUUUUUGCCUUAUCGAAAUCUUGCCACCAAGUGGAAGUAUUUAGCUUUCGAGUCUUGGUUGAGAAAGAAAGGGUUGGAUCCUGCUAUGUACAGGCAAAAUCUUGGUGUGAUUGGAGGCUACAAUGCUGCAAGCAAAACAACUCCUCAGUCAACUAUAGAUCCUAAAAAGAUUGAGGGUGAAUUAUCACCUGAUAUGAAACUUGAAGAUCUUCUUGCAAUUUAUGACCAAGAAAAACUCAAAUACUUGUCAUCAUUCGUUGGCCAGAAAGUAAAAGUCAACGUGGUAUUGGCAGAUAGAGUGUCAAACAAGCUGAUAUUUUCUGGAAAACCGAAAGAGAAGGAUGAAUCAAUUGCGAGAAAGAAAAAUCUCAUGGCUAAGCUAAGUGUUGGAGAUGUCGUGAAAUGUUGCAUCAAAAAGAUUACUUAUUAUGGUAUUUUUGUCGAGGUCGAAGGAGUACCUGCAUUGAUUCACCAAACCGAGGUGUCAUGGGAUGAUACUUUGGACAUUAUAUCUCAUUUUAAGAUCGGGCAGAUUGUAGAUGCAAAGGUUCAUCAACUAGAUUUUUCACUUGAACGCAUAUUCUUGUCACUGAAGGAGAUCACGCCAGAUCCGUUGAUUGAGACAUUGGAGACUGUUGUUGGUGAUCAGGCUAAAUUGGAUGGUAGAUUAGAAGUAUCUCAACCCAGUGAAGAGUGGGCCGAUGUUGAAUUACUUGUGAAAGAACUGGAGAAAUAUGAAGGGAUUGACCUCGUAAAGAAAGGCCGGUUUUUCUUGAGCCCAGGUUUGGCUCCAACAUUUCAGGUUUAUAUGUCAUCUGUGCUUGAGAAAGAGUAUAAGCUGCUUGCAAGAGCUGGAAACAAAGUACAAGAGGUAAUUGUUGAGACAUCAAUGGGGAAAGAAGAGAUGAAAUCUGCAAUUCUAACAUGUGCCAAUAGAGUAGACUAAUGUUGUCUCUCUUAUAGUCAUUUGGUACUUGUAUAGUUUGUUUUAUGUUACUUCGGUUGAAGAAAGAGUGCUUGUGAUGUCAUUUGUUGCUAAUUAGCCACUUUUGGACUUCCUGUUCUAGCUACAAUCGAUGUAGCACAUUUAUUUUUAUCGGCUUAACCUAUCAGGUCAUAUAUGCAAAUUUGUAGCUACAUGCAUAUAACUUUUUGAGUAGACUUGGCUGAGUAGCUUGGUUUUGUUUGUUGAGUCUA
Messenger RNA from Erigeron canadensis, 3054 nucleotides. RefSeq lists its product as uncharacterized. The record is from RefSeq and is a predicted model, not a curated record. Gene Ontology annotation, molecular function: nucleic acid binding. The coding region runs from base 131 to 2803 and encodes 890 amino acids. Lineage: Eukaryota; Viridiplantae; Streptophyta; Magnoliopsida; Asterales; Asteraceae. The transcript has 14 exons.